AUGUCAAGCAGCUUAUUUAAUAAAUUAAAACAGGAUGUCGCACAUGGUAAAAAGAGAACUACAUUGAAUUACGAUUUCUAUCCCUCGCAACCUUCACCAUUUUCCACGACAACAUUUAAAAUAAACCCAUUGAAAAAAGGAGAAAAACCACCUAGUUUUGCAACUGAAGAAGAAAAUGAUUUGCGAAUUCGUGAUGAUAAGUUGUUCCCAGAAUUUCUGACAAGCAUGUUUGACAGUAACCAAAAUGUUUUGAAUCAACUAGGAAAUGGCAUUGCUCGUGAAAAUAAAAAUAAUAAAGUCGAAAAAGAGAUGAUAAAUCCAAUAACCAAGGGUUAUACUACUGUUUCAAAGAAUGGUAACUCUUAUAAAUUACAUAUUCCAAUUACUGUCGGAUAUGCGACGGAAUCCGAAGAAUAUGUUUCGGCCACAGCAUAUGUGCCUAAAAUUAAUGAUGAUUUUGAAACUCAGGAGUAUUUUUCUGGGACAGAAUAUAGACCUGAAGCUCAAGAAACAUACCAUAAAACAAAAUAUAUUCCAUUGCAAAAACACACUCCGAAGAUUGAGAGGCAAUUGCAAGUAACUAACUAUGUUCCUAUCAAAGAAAAUCACUUCCAUAGACCAACUACUUCUAAGACGAUUGAUACACCUAAAGAAAUAUCCUUAGAAGUUACAUCAGAAUCUAGUGAUGAUUCAAAUAAUUCUGAUCAAUUUCAGUCUGAUAUUAAAAAUGCGGUAUCUUUUAACAAAAGUUCAGAAGAUGCUUUAUCAGGAGAUAUUAGUGAUGUUCCUGAAGAACAAGCUAUUGCGGAACUUUUAGAUGAAAUAGAUUUAAAUCAAAUAUUAAAAGACAUAUCGCCUAAUUUGACCAUCUCAACAAAAUCAUCAUUCCAAAGCCUUUUGAAGGAUUCGACUAAAAGUAGAUUUGUUAUUUCCAACACAACGACGGAGAUCCCGGAGUUCGAGAAUAAUGAUAAUAAUAAUAACAAUCUUAGGAACUUCUAUAUUCAAAAUCAUGUCAAGGGAGACAAUGAUUCAGUACUGAAUUCAAUGUAUUUAUCUGAUACUGAAGAACAAGAUAAAACUAAUCAGUAUAUCGGAGACGUUGGUACGGUAAACGGCAAAAAAUACGAAAGAACGAAAGAAAAGACAUCUCCCCUCAAGAAAAAUUCGGUAUCAAGAACCUGUAAGGAAUGCAAUAAAAUGUACAACCUUGUACCUAAGAGUCAGUUGUACAACAUAAUUUCACAAGUUUUAAGAGCCGCUAACAUAAAUAAAAAUAUUGAUACUUAG
This is a messenger RNA of Parnassius apollo (apollo), 1290 nucleotides long. Lineage: Eukaryota; Metazoa; Arthropoda; Insecta; Lepidoptera; Papilionidae. The record is from the annotation of a GenBank genome assembly.